AUGAGCAGGAGAGUCUCUGCAGCGGGGGCUGAGUUUGCUGAAAGCACCUGCACGCUCUGCCAGUCCGGGAAGAUGGCAGCCACGCUCCCUCCCGGGCCUGGGGAGAAGGGGAUAUCCAGAACGCUGGGCAAGCAAAGGGUGGAAAUGACCCACCGGCGCCAGAGGAGCAUCCCAGGACAGACGGCUGCCAGUUCCAAUCCGGAGAGUCGCAGGCAAAAAGUGCAACACAGCCUGCCCAACGAAGCUGCCCAUCCGCGCGGCUUCCUUCUCAGACCGAGGGUACGAAAUACACAAGCGAGCGCGCUGCUGAAAAUACAACCGUCCUCCGAAGGGGCAGGAACGCGCAGCUUGCCCGCCGGGAGCUCUUCUCCCGAGCCCUCCAACUCUGCACGAACGAACGGCCGAAAACAGGGCUCCUCCUGCCUCGCCGGGGCGAAGAGCUCCCUCCCCGCGCCAGCCGCCCCUCGGCCCGCCCAGGGCCCGGCCAGGCGUCCCCAGAAGCCCGCCGGCCAGGCCGGGGCCGCAGCUCCACCCCCGCUGGCAGGCACGGCCCCUCCGACCCUCCCGGCCGUCCCGCCGAACGCGAUGCGGGCGGGGCGGGGCUGGGGGACAGCGAAGGACGGGCUCGCCCGCGGCGGAGGGGCCACCCGAGCCGUCCUUGGCCGGGCGGCGGACCUGCGCGGCGGCGGGGUCCGACUGACCAAGGGAGGGCCCCCGGCUGCCGCUCCGCCGGCCCGGCCUGCCCGCUGUCUGCGAGCACCGGCGGGCACGGGCGCAGCGCCCUCCAGCACCGCCGCUCCGGCGCGGGGCCCGCUGCCAGAAGGCCGGCUCAGCGGCGGCUGUCGGGCGGGGGCGCCUGCCUGCCUGCCUGCCUGCCUGCCCCGGCGCCCUCGCCGCCUUCCAUCCCCGGAGACCGGCCGUCAAGGGCGCCCCACUCCCCGCGGCCGGCCGGCCCCGCCGACUUCCGGCCCGCCCCCUCGCCGGCCCCCUCCCUCGCCCCGUCCCGUCCCCGGGGCUGCUGUCCGACGGCGCGGACGCCGCACGCGCCGGCCGCCGCAGGACCCCUGGCCCGGCGCCCGCGGGCCCCGGGAUGCCCGCUGUGGACGGAAGCGCCCGGCCCGGCCCGGCAGGGGGGCCCGCCGCCUCCCCCACCCGCUCCCUGCCUCCCGCGGAGGGCCCGGCUGGCGCGCGGCGCUCACCUGCUGCGGGCUCGGCGAGGGCCUCCCUCAGGGCUCCUCCGUCCGCGGGCGCGCGUGGCUCCGCAUCGGCGGCGGGCAGAGCGCCUUCCGGGGCCGGGCGGCUCGCCUCCCUUCCGCGCUCGCUGCUCCGGGGACGCCGCCAGCCAGCCAGGCAGCCAGCGAGGCAGGGCAGGGCGAGGCGCGGCGCGGGAGGCAGCCCGGCGCGGCGGGCCGAGGACGCGGGGCAGGCGGCGCGCGGGGACCAAUCGCCGGGCCGCGGCGGGGAGGGCAGGCCGUCCUCGCUGCCUUCCUCCGCUGCCGCGCUCGCGCGUAUCCCUCCGCCUGGGCCGGCCAUGGAGCGCGGGGGGCGGGCGCCGGGUCCGUGCCCGGCGGGGGGGCCGCUCCUUCCACCGCCGCCGGCGGGGCGGGCCGGGCCAGGAGGCGGCGCCGCAGCUGGCGGGGCCCGCGGAACGCACCGGGGGGCUCCCCCAUCCCCGCCGCGGCGCGUCCUCCGGGCUCCUCUCCCGUGGAAGAGGACCCCUGCCCGCCCCCCGUCCUGGAUCCCCCCGUCCGACCACCCGAACCACGCGCGGCCUCAGCAGGACCGGCCGGUUUGCGGACUAGCCGCGGCCGCCGAUUCCCCCUACCGCCCGAAACUCGGGCUCAGCGACCCGGAAUGGCUCCUUCCACGCAACGGGAGGGCCCCGGACCGUCCGGAAUGGGCUGGCAGGUGCCCGGCGAGCACCCGCCUCCCCGUCCCGGAGGAACGGACGGGCUUUCCAGCGCAACCGGGCUCCGGGCACCGUCCGAACUAAGGGGACCGUCACGGAGGAGUCGUUUGACGCCUCGCGGCCUCGGAGCAGCCGCCCCACCUUCUCGGACGGACCCGGGGCAGAAAAAGGCGUUUGGUGCGAUCACACUUGCGAUCCACCCGGCUGCGGGUGGGACCGUGCGGUCCUCGGUGCCUGCCUGCACGUCUGCAAAGAGCGCCGGGGGCACCACGAACUUGGGGUCCCGGGAUGCCCUGGGCCCCCCUUGCUUCUCUCUGGUCCUGCUCGCUCGAGCUGCGGCUUCGCACGGGGAGAGUGAAGGGGACGCGGCCCACGGCGGGCACCAGGCAGCGUCCUCCCUGACGCGCCCCCUUCACGGGAAGGCCCCCUGCGCCCGAUGCCCGCGGGGGGGCCCGAGCAGCGCGGCCUCCCUCAUGCCCUGCAGAAACCGCUGCCCCCUCCUGCGGGCCGGGGGCUCAUUCCCCGCUAAUCUACCGCUCCCCCAGCCGCGGGGAUCGGUCGCGAGCAAAACUCAGCAAGCCAGCCCCGCAGGCUGCCGUCGGGGGCGAACCCACCCCGGAGGCGAGGAGGGUGGCCUCGUGCGCUCACACGACCCGCGCAGCACAAGCACGUCUGAGCGCCGCCGGGGAAGCAGCCGGGCUGCGGGCGGGACUACUUCGUGCGAGCGGCGGAGGGACACGGUGUUUACGGCGAGGCUGGCGGUGAAGCCGCCAAGAGAGCGGGGCGGGCCUAGCCGGGCCCUGGCGGAGGACGCCCCGCUCUGCCCUCUCGCGGCCGGUCUUUUAACGCCGUCGCCCGACGACGCCGCGCGGCCCCGCCCCGCAGCAUUGGCGUCACGCGUGCGUCACCGUCUCCCGCGCGACCAGACGGCGCGCGCCUACGCCCCCUCGCGGGAGACUGCCGCCCCGCCCCGCCGGGCUCCUCCCCUUCGGGACGCGCUUGCGCGGGGGCGGCGCGCGGACGGGCGGAGGCGGGCGGGCUGGCGGCUGGCGCUUCGCAAAUAG
Molecule: messenger RNA, 2973 nt
Organism: Candoia aspera
Lineage: Eukaryota; Metazoa; Chordata; Lepidosauria; Squamata; Candoiidae
Product: collagen alpha-1(I) chain-like
Exons: 5
Coding region: 1-2973 (990 amino acids)
Source: RefSeq, a predicted model, not a curated record